AUGGGUGCGGGGGCGCGGGGUCCAAAGCUUCCUAAGCGCAGUGCCAUAGAACGCCUAACCAGGAAAGGGCCGGAAUGCCUGCCAGAAAUGAUGGCCAUGCUAUCAUGCUUUAAGGACAGCAACUUCAACGAGGCACGGUGUGCCGGCCAGAUGCGCUCUCUAUCCGAAUGCGUCAGUCGGCAGCCGGAGGCAAAGUCGAAAAAGAGCACAGUUUUCUAUCACCUCAAACGCUUGUAUUACAUGCAAAGAAGAUAAGUUUCCC
Chondrus crispus (carragheen) is the source of this 262-nucleotide messenger RNA. RefSeq lists its product as hypothetical. Gene Ontology annotation, molecular function: structural constituent of ribosome. Gene Ontology annotation, biological process: mitochondrial translation. The coding region runs from base 1 to 255 and encodes 84 amino acids. The transcript has 3 exons. Lineage: Eukaryota; Rhodophyta; Florideophyceae; Gigartinales; Gigartinaceae. The record is from RefSeq and is a predicted model, not a curated record.